Molecule: messenger RNA, 1295 nt
Organism: Tyto alba (common barn owl)
Lineage: Eukaryota; Metazoa; Chordata; Aves; Strigiformes; Tytonidae
Gene: TMEM141
Product: transmembrane protein 141
Exons: 4
Coding region: 56-484 (142 amino acids)
Source: RefSeq, a predicted model, not a curated record
GGCUCCGCCAUGGCGGCAGCGCCGGAAGGGGCGGGCGGGGCCGGGCGGCGGCGCCAUGGUGAACCUGGGGCUGCGGCGGGUGGAGGACGGCGUGGCCGCCAAGCACCCGGCGCUGCCGCAGUAUGCCGCCUGCCAGUCCCACGCCUUCAUGAAGGGCAUCGGCGCCUUCCUGGCAGGCAGCGGAGCCGCCUUCGCCGUGCAGAAGCUGGUGAACAAGAAGCUGCCGUACAGCCUGCAGUGGAGCCUUCUGCUGGCGGGGGCCACAGGGUCCCUUGCCAGCUAUGUGGUAACCAGAGCUGAGACAAGGAAAUGCUCCAACUUCUGGAUUUACCUGGAGACAGGCAAGUCCCCACAGGAGCUCGCCACAGCUGGUAGGUGUCUCGGCCCACAGGUAUGUUCACAUCUCUCGCUGCUGCUUUCCCUGGGCUUGUCAUGCCUGAUUCUUCCCUGCUGCACCAGUUUACUCUUCUUGCCUCAUAAUUAAGCUGAUGACUUUGUGUCGUUGCCAAAAUCCCCAUGUAAGUCUCACGCUGUCAGCCUGCAGCUGAGGGAUGGGAGCAGUGCUAGGAUGGCUGGAGCACCCUGCCUGGUCUCUGCCUCCCGCGUCUCCCCAUGCUCUGGGCCAUCGCCUGCGCUGCAGGUACCUGAGCAGGGCUGGCAGCACGGGGUGGGAGCACCUCCUUCUGCUUGCUGCCCUGCCUGCUUUGUGGGUUCACAAGAGCCACCAUGAAGGGCUUGUUUGCUGGAAGAAGAAGAAGAAGAAGAAGGUAGGGGAUGGAGGGAAGCACCUACACACCCCAGUUCCUCGGUGCGGUGAGCAGAGCUGGAGUGGAUGGUUCUCAUGGCUGCUUUCUCUCACUGGUGCCGUGAGCUCUCAAAGCUAGGCCUAGCUGAAGAGGUUUUAAAUGCUUCACGAGGGCUCUGUGGUUCUCUGCCUAUCCCUGGCAAAUAUGCUGGGAUAGUCCGGGGUCCAGGGAGCUUGUUCUUUCUGUUGCAGAAAAUCUGCCCAGCCCAGAGGACAGAGAGAGUGUGGCACCGCUGGUGAGGAGGAACAUAUACGGGGAUGUUGUGGAGUAGCUAGCAGAGCACAGUGCGUUGUGCCUGUGUCCUGCUUCACCCCUUCCUGCCUGCCCAGCCUGCCAGAGACUGGUGGGCUCUGUGGCCCUGCCCAGGAGCUCAGAUUAUUCGACCCUACAGUGAGAGUGUGGUGGAGGCUCUGUAGGGGUUGCUGCCUCCCAGGUGGCCUCUGCACAUCACACAUGGUAGGGUACAAUAAAAUUUGAGAGCUGAAAGCA